AUGAGUUACCUACGUCACCUGGUGCGAGGAUACUUGACGCUCCUGUUUCUCGAUCUCUAUGUAAAUGCAACUAUAGUCAUUCCGGAGGAGGUUCCUUCAUUUUUAUCGAUUGUUUACUCAAAUAUCCCGCCAAUUAAGAAAG
Bemisia tabaci is the source of this 142-nucleotide messenger RNA. The record is from RefSeq and is a predicted model, not a curated record. NCBI's taxonomy places the organism in Eukaryota, Metazoa, Arthropoda, Insecta, Hemiptera, Aleyrodidae.